AUGCUGUCCUCCAUGACCAACCGGGCGCCGGCCCAGCGCGCGGCCGUGCGCACCCGCGGCCCCCAGCGCGCCGCGCUGCGCGUGUGCGCCGUCGCCACCACCGCCAAGAAGGACGCCGCUGCGGCCCCUGCCAAGGGCCUGAUCACACCCGAGGCGGCGAAGGAGGUGUACUAUGACAUGGUGCUGGGCCGCGAGUUCGAGGAGAUGUGCGCACAGAUGUACUACCGUGGCAAGAUGUUUGGCUUUGUGCACCUGUACAGCGGCCAGGAGGCCGUCAGCAGCGGCGUCAUCAAGCUGCUGCGCCCGGACGACCACGUCUGCUCCACCUACCGCGACCACGUGCACGCGCUCUCAAAGGGCGUGCCCGCGCGCGAGAUCAUGGCCGAGCUGUUCGGCAAGUCCACGGGCUGCUGCCGCGGCCAGGGCGGCAGCAUGCACAUCUUCAGCGCCAAGCACGGCGUGCUGGGCGGGUACGCCUUCAUCGGCGAGGGCAUCCCCAUUGGCGUGGGCGCCGCCUUCAAGAGCGCGUACAGGCGCAACGUGCUGGGGGAUGAGAGCAGCGACAGCGUGACGGUGUCGUUCUUCGGCGACGGCACCUGCAACGUGGGCCAGUUCUACGAGUCCCUCAACAUGGCGGCCCUCUACAAGCUGCCCCACAUCUUCGUGGUGGAGAACAACAAGUGGGCCAUCGGCAUGAGCCACGGCCGCGCGACCAACCCGACCCUGGGCGAUGAGGACCCUUACAUCUACAAGAAGGGCCCCGCGUUUGGCAUGCCCGGCGUGCACGUGGAUGGCAUGGACGUGCUCAAGGUGCGCGAGGUGGCGCAGGAGGCGAUCGCGCGCGCCCGCCGCGGCGACGGCCCCACGCUCAUCGAGGCGGAGACCUACCGCUUCCGCGGCCACUCCCUGGCGGACCCCGAUGAGCUGCGCAGCAAGGAGGAGAAGGCCAAGUACGCGGCGCGCGACCCCAUCCCCCAGCUGAAGGACUACAUGCUCGCCAACGGGCUGGCCACCGAGGCGGACAUCAAGGAGAUCCACGACAAGGUCAUGGCGGAGGUGGAGGACUCGGUCAAGUUUGCGGACGAGAGCCCGAAGCCCGACAAGGGGCAGCUGCUGGAGAACGUGUUCGCGGACCCCCGCGGCUUCGGCAUCGCGCCCGACGGCCGCUACAGGUACGAGCUGCCCGGCUUCACCACGGGCACCGCCCAGGUGUCGUAA
Molecule: messenger RNA, 1218 nt
Organism: Monoraphidium neglectum
Lineage: Eukaryota; Viridiplantae; Chlorophyta; Chlorophyceae; Sphaeropleales; Selenastraceae
Product: pyruvate dehydrogenase E1 component subunit alpha
Exons: 10
Coding region: 1-1218 (405 amino acids)
Biological process (GO): pyruvate decarboxylation to acetyl-CoA
Cellular component (GO): intracellular membrane-bounded organelle
Molecular function (GO): pyruvate dehydrogenase (acetyl-transferring) activity
Source: RefSeq, a predicted model, not a curated record